Molecule: messenger RNA, 1588 nt
Organism: Corylus avellana
Lineage: Eukaryota; Viridiplantae; Streptophyta; Magnoliopsida; Fagales; Betulaceae
Source: RefSeq, a predicted model, not a curated record
CUGAUGAUUGAUGUCCCUAAGCAUUCCCCAAAUUAAUGGGCGUAGAUUCUUCUGUUAAGAGUGUCAAUGUCCCAAAAGUCCACUUUUUUCCCAUUUUGCACUCGUUAAGAAGCAGUGCCAAAGAGAAAUAAAUUUGUCUAUAAAUAAGCCCAUUUCUUGAUAUCUGUGUGAUCCCUCAGAUUUGGCCUUGUCCCCACACCAUUCAUAGCUUGUUUUCUUCAAUCUUGUUAUCUUGGUUUUCUGCAGGGUCUUCUCUGUUUCAGUGGGUUUAAUAAGGCAGCCAUGAACGCUCUUGCAGCAACCAACCGCAACUUUCGCCUUGCAGCUCGCCUUCUUGGCUUGGAUUCCAAGCUUGAAAAGAGCCUUCUCAUCCCCUUCAGAGAAAUCAAAGUUGAGUGUACGAUCCCCAAGGACGAUGGGAGUUUGGCUUCCUAUGUGGGAUUUAGAGUUCAACAUGACAACGCUCGUGGGCCGAUGAAAGGUGGAAUCCGUUACCACCCUGAGGUUGACCCAGAUGAAGUUAAUGCUCUGGCUCAACUAAUGACAUGGAAGACAGCUGUAGCAGACCUUCCAUACGGUGGAGCAAAGGGUGGGAUUGGCUGCAACCCAAGGGACUUGAGUAUUAGUGAGUUAGAACGUCUGACUCGUGUUUUCACUCAGAAGAUCCAUGAUCUCAUUGGAAUUCAAAGGGAUGUUCCUGCCCCUGAUAUGGGAACUAAUGCACAGACAAUGGCAUGGAUUCUUGAUGAGUACUCCAAGUUUCAUGGGCAUUCACCUGCAGUGGUGACAGGAAAACCUAUUGAUCUUGGGGGUUCAUUGGGAAGGGAGGCUGCAACAGGACUUGGAGUGGUUUUUGCAACAGAGGCUUUACUUGCAGAGUAUGGGAAGUCAAUUACUGAUACAAAGUUUGCUCUACAGGGUUUUGGUAAUGUGGGCUCCUGGGCGGCAAAAUUUAUUCAUGAGAAGGGAGGCAAGCUCGUUGCUGUUAGUGACAUCACAGGUGCAGUUAAAAACCCAAAUGGAAUUGAUAUCCCAGCUCUGCUGAAACACAGAGAGAUCACUGGAACUCUCAAGGAUUUCCAAGGCGCAGAUUUUAUGGACCCAAAUGACUUGCUUGUUCAUGAAUGUGAUGUUCUCGUCCCAUGCGCCUUGGGUGGAGUUCUCAACAAGGAAAAUGCUACUGACAUUAAGGCAAAAUUCAUAGUAGAAGGUGCAAACCAUCCCACUGAUCCAGAAGCAGAUGAGAUCUUAUCUAAGAAAGGAGUUGUUAUACUCCCUGACAUAUAUGCAAACUCUGGUGGUGUGACUGUGAGCUACUUUGAAUGGGUACAGAACAUUCAAGGAUUCAUGUGGGAAGAAGAGGAAGUGAACUUUGAGCUGAAGAAGUACAUGACAAAGGCUUUCCAUGAAAUCAAGGCAAUGUGUAAACUUCAUGACUGCAACCUGCGAAUGGGUGCCUUCAGUUUGGGCGUCAACCGGGUUGCACGUGCUACCCUCUUGAGGGGUUGGGGAGCAUGAGCCAAUCUCUUAUUCCUGCCGUUCUUUGCACAUCAGAUGCAUUCACAGGUUAUCAUCCAAGAAAAAGUUA